UAGAUUUCAAAUAGAUGUCAAAUUCACUGUGAAACAUGUUUUAUAUCUCCAUUGUGUGCUGACCGAUUUUCGUAAUAUUUUCAAAUAUAUUGUGUAGCAGGAAAAAUACCACUAAUACAAUUUCAGCUCGUGUCAUUUGACUAGAAAUUUGAAGCCGAGUCACAUUGAAUUUGAAACACAUGUUGAAGCCGCUACGGCUGUGUCGGGGCUUGUUGCAACCGCAUUUAUCACAAGUUGUUGGAGUCCGUAUUAAAUAUCUCAUCUCCACACAAGCGACGAUCUUAACACGCUCGUUCUGUGACAAAAUGGAUAAUAAAAUCUUACUGGACUCAGCUAAAAGGCUAGCAGCUAGAACCGCCGUUGAUCAGUGGGUAACCGAGGAUACGAAAGUUUUGGGCAUAGGUAGCGGUUCAACCGUCGUGUUUGUCGUCGAACGAGUUGCAGAGCGCGUCUGGAAAGAUGGAGCACUGUCCGAAUUGAUAUGCGUGCCUUCGUCAUUUCAAUCCCGUCAACUCAUACUCGACCAUAAUCUACCUUUGGGAGAUCUGGAUCGCAAUUACAAAGUCGAUCUUUAUAUUGAUGGCGCCGACGAAGUUGACAGCAGCAUGGUGCUCAUCAAAGGUGGUGGUGGUUGCCUGAUGCAGGAAAAGAUUGUUGCUUCGUGCGCAAAAACUGUUAUAAUCGUUGCAGACUAUACAAAGCAGUCGCUCCGUCUGGGCGAGCAAUGGUGCAAGGGCAUACCAAUUGAGGUCUCGUCCAUGGCCUAUGUGCCAGUCAAGCAUAAGAUCGAGGAGCUCUAUGGCGGCGAAGCGCAGUUACGCACUGCCUUGAAUAAAGCUGGUCCAAUUGUCACCGACAAUGGAAAUUUUCUGAUGGACUGGAGAUUUGUUGCGCAACGCGAAUACGACUGGGACGAGGUGAAUAGGACUAUAUCUAUGAUACCGGGUGUCCUGGAGACAGGUCUGUUUGUGAACAUGGCAGCCAAAUGCUACUUUGGCAUGGCCAAUGGAACCGUCAAAGUGCAGAACAAAUAGAUCUCUGAAUUAUGUA
Messenger RNA from Drosophila hydei, 1050 nucleotides. It is a transcript of the gene Rpi, whose product is annotated as ribose-5-phosphate isomerase. Gene Ontology annotation, biological process: pentose-phosphate shunt, non-oxidative branch; D-ribose metabolic process. Gene Ontology annotation, cellular component: intracellular membrane-bounded organelle. Gene Ontology annotation, molecular function: ribose-5-phosphate isomerase activity. The record is from RefSeq and is a predicted model, not a curated record. NCBI's taxonomy places the organism in Eukaryota, Metazoa, Arthropoda, Insecta, Diptera, Drosophilidae. The transcript has a single exon. The coding region runs from base 180 to 1034 and encodes 284 amino acids.